Messenger RNA from Iphiclides podalirius (scarce swallowtail), 4377 nucleotides. Lineage: Eukaryota; Metazoa; Arthropoda; Insecta; Lepidoptera; Papilionidae. The record is from the annotation of a GenBank genome assembly.
AUGUCGACGCUUGCGGUGAGGGCGGCGCUGCUCUGCGUUUGCGCAUUGCUCCUGCAAUAUGCGAACGCCGAGCUGAGAGGGAGGUGUCCGGCAGAGGAAGUCCCGUGCCCAGCGCGCGCGGCCCCCUGCAACACGGACGACGAGUGCGGCGAGCAGAUCUGCUGCAACACCGUAUGCGGCCGAGCCUGCGUCGAUCCACUGUUCACUGGUUGUGAGAACUUGAAGAUAUCGACGGAGCGUAUAUCACGGGCUCUGGCGGCGGAAAACAGCCGCAGCGGUAGGGGUGCUGUGCCCAGUGUGCGGACGCCACGCUGCAGAUUGUCCGACGGGGAGUUCGAGGAGGUGCAGUGCGAUAACGAGAUCGUCAGCGCUUGCUGGUGUGUUGACGCUGCCGGCUUUGAGGUUCCUGGUACACGUGCACCGGCGGCUAGUCUGGUGAACUGCACGCGCAGUGCCCCUUGCGCCGCGCACACCUGCCGUAUGCUGUGCCCGCUCGGCUUCGAGCUGGACGAGCGCGGCUGCCCUCUGUGCCGCUGCCGCGACCCCUGCUCCUCUGUCACCUGCCCGGGGCAGCUCUCUUGCCAACUGGAGGAGGCCGCCUGCCUCAAGCCACCGUGCCCACCCAUCCCCACGUGUAAAAGAGGAAGAAGCCUUCAGAACAUCUGCCCAGCUGGAGAACCGCUGCUGAUUUCGGAGACUAGUCGACCGUUCCUCUGCGGCACAGACCCAGGCAAACCGAAUUGCCCUCCACUAUACAGAUGUCUUGUAGAGUCAGGCAACGACUACGGGGUCUGCUGCCCAGCGUCGCUGGAGCUCCAGAAAGCGGGCACUUGUCCGGCAGCGACUGCUGCGGACGAGCCCGACUGCGGGACCCCCUGCGCCCACGACCUGGAGUGCCCCUCGAUGCAGAAGUGCUGCGACGGCGGCGAGUGUGGCCGCCACUGCACGCUGCCCCACAACGUGACAAUGUGCACCCAGCAGAAGAUGCUGGCGGAACUGCUGGUCGUCAGCGAGCGGGAGGGGAAGGGCUACGUGCCGCAAUGCGCCGCGGACGGCUCUUUCGUGUCGAAGCAGUGCUCCAGAAAUGGGCUGGUUUGUUGGUGCGUGGACUCAGACGGGAACAAGCUGCGCGGCUCGAUGGGGCCCGCAGCGUCAGUCGAGUGCGCCGAGCGGGUGCGAGCGGCGAAGCCGAGCGGGCGCUCGAUGGGCGGCUGCGCGCGCGCCCUUUGCGCCGGCGUCUGCGAGUACGGCUACCGCAGCGGCGCCGACGGCUGCCCCAGCUGCGAGUGCGACGACCCCUGCGCGGGCUUCCCCUGCCCGCCGGGCGAGCGGUGCGCCCGCGUCAAGGACUCCGACUGCGCCGGCGACCUGUGCACCGGCUACCCAGUGUGCCGUCCACAAGUUUCGUACGAAAACCCCUGUGCGGUGGGCGCGCCCGCCACGGACGAUUCGGGGAGGCCUUUGAGCUGCGGGGGUGGCGAGGGGGGUGAAGGGGAGGAGGGCUGCCCCGCUGGCCACAUCUGCCUUCGCUCCCGCCGCAACAGCCCCGUAUGCUGCCCAGACCCCAACUACGAUAACUCCACCGAAGAGACUCUAGAGAUCAACUUUGAGACCUGCGGUCCGGAGGUAGAAGCGGUCUGCGGUCAGAACUCCACGAGGAGUUGUUCUGACGGCGCCUGCGAGGGUGACCAGAUUUGCUGUUCCACUGCAACGUGUGGUCCAGUCUGCGUAGAUUCCGCCAAGCUGCGCCUGCAGGCUGAUCGCUUUGACGAUACACCGACAAUGUGCGAGUAUCUGCGCGACUUCGACGAGAAGAUGGAGGGGACGGUGGACGGGAUGCGGCUGGCGCUGCCGCCGCCCAGCUGCGAGGCGGACGGCGCGUUCAGGGCGCAGCAGUGCGCGGGCGGCCGGUGCUGGUGCGUGGACCAGUUCGGCACGGAGAUACCGGACACCAGAACCGGCAACGCCUCCUCGGUGGACUGCCAGAAGGUGCGAUCGGAGCUGUCCUGUCUCGAGCUGACGUGCCGCAUGGGCUGCGACUACGGGUUCGAGCUCGGCGCGGGCCGCUGCCCCACGUGCCGCUGCCGCGACCCCUGCGCCGACGUCACCUGCCCGGCCGGCCGCGCCUGCGCUCUAGUCGACGUGGCCUGCGACGCCGACUACUGCCCGCACGUGCCCGCCUGCUUGCCGCGAAAGACGGGCCAGUGCCCGUACCUGGUGCCGGCGACGGGCUCGUGCGAGUGGGCCUGCCGCUCGGACGCCGAGUGCGGGCCCCAGCAGCGCUGCUGCGCCACCGGCUGCGGCACCGCCUGCGCCGACGCGCUCCACCACACCGCCUGCCAGCAGAGGAGGGCCUUAGCGCUGCACACCGCUGCCGAAAGUGGCAGCCCACCGUCAUGGACUUGGAUACCUGAAUGCAAAGAAGACGGAACUUACGAGAGGAUCCAAUGCCGGGGCUCCGAAAAGAUUUGCUGGUGUGUUGACGACGUCGGCAAUGAGAUUGCGGGCACACGGUCGAAGAACGCCACGCCCACUUGCGACGCGCCGGCCGCGUGUCCGGCGAGGGAGUGCGAGGCGGCCGACUGCCCCCACGGGAGACAGCUGGACGAGGGCGGCUGCCCCACGUGCGACUGCCGCGACCCCUGCCUCGAGGCGGGCUGCCGCGACGACGAGACGUGCGAGCUGGUGCCGCUGGACUGCGAGGGCGAGUGGUGCCCGCCUUUGGCGCGCUGCGUGCCGCGGCCCGAGUGCCCGGGCGGGGCCGAGCCGCUGCUGGCGCCCGACGGCUCAGCGCCGCUCGCGUGCGGGCCCGACGCCGCCGCGUGCCCCUCCACGCACGCGUGCCGCUUCGCGCCGCACGACUCGCGCCCGGCGGUCUGCUGCCCCAAGCCGAGGACGGUGUGCUUCGAGAGUAAAGAGGAGGGCGAAUGCGCCUCCGGCGGCGGUCUGAACGCGAGCCGGUGGCACUUCAACGCGGCGAGGAACCGCUGCGAGCGGAUGCACUACCAGGGCUGCUCCGGCAACCACAACAACUUCCGGACAAAGGAGGAGUGCAACGCCGUAUGCCCCGUGGCCGAGGUAACACCGAAAUUAACCAAAAAGGAGCAUCGGAAAAUAAUUAACGAAACCGAAGUACUAAGCCCGUGCGAGCGUCUGCGCGAGAAGAACGAAGCGGCCGCGCAGAAGUAUGGCAAAGGCGCCUUCAUACCGAGCUGCGAUGCAACCGGCGGCUGGGAGCCAGUGCAGUGCAUGUCGAAUAUUGAUGUUUGCUGGUGCGUCAGCGCUCGUGGUGAACCGCAGAAAGGCUCUUUGGUGCGCGGCGCUAGACCCACUUGCAACUUCCGACAGGCGCGCAAGUGGGCGCAUCGUGACGCUGACUCCACGACGGACGAAGUGUUAGAGGAGCUCAUACGGCAAAUGACGUCUCUCCGAAUGGAGGACUUCGACGAGGUGGACGAGGUGGACGACGACAUCGCUGACGCUGAGCCGCAAGGCCGAGAGGCGAGUGACGCGUCGGAGGACGCCAUUUUGGUCUCGGAGGUGGUCGAGCCGAAAGUGUCGCAGGCCACAAGGACAAGUGACAGACCAAUCCGGAUCGCAACAGACAAAAUGGCGUUCAAGACUAAGUGUCAAGUGUUGGCUGAGGAGGCGGAGAAAGCCGGGCGGGUGGGCCCCAGGUGCGAGGCGGACGGCGCGUUCGCGGCGCGGCAGUGCGCGCGCGGCCGCUGCUGGUGCGCGGACGCGGCGGGGCAGCGGCGCGACGCCGACCCGGAGCAGCGCUGCGAGGUGACGCAGAUCGAGUCUGCCGUGCUGGAGUUGGAGCUGGUGGGUGUUGGGGAAGCGGAGGCGGAACGCAGCAAGGCGGCGCUGGCGGGGCGGCUGGCGGCGCUCGGGGCCAGGGUGCCAGUUGCGGUGGCGCAGGACGCGGGAGGGGUGAGGCUCAGGGCGCUGCUCCAGGGCCCGAGGGCGGCGGACCUGGCCUUCCACCUCGAGAACGUGGUGAAGAGGGAGAAACUGACGGGCGCAUCCAGGUCGGAGGCGGGCGUGCUGGGGGCGGACGUAAUCCGCAGCGAGUACCGGCUGGCGGCACCAGCGCCAGCGCUACAACAGCGAGAGAUCGUCACCGAGUCCACGGUAUCGGCUGCGACGUCGUACCACACGGCGCUCAUCGUCCUAGCCGCCACUUCGGCGUUCAUAAUAAGCGUGCUUUGCGUCUUGGUGAUGCUGUACCGCGCACGGCUCCAAAGAGAGCCGCAAAAGGCCGAACGGUUCCUCCCCCCGGCGCCACCAGUUUAUGUGCUAUCAGCCGACGAGAAAGCCGAGCUGGCGAGGGCUCUGAACGCACCCAACAGCCGUCCGAGCGACGAUUCGAAAGUA